GCUAUUUCCUACUUGCACAAACGUAAUACAAGCCAGUUGGUGAUUUCUCCAAUAGAUGGGCGUCGCAAUUCUUUACAUCAAUGUGCUUCUCAUGAAUCUGCAAGCCCGUACAAAUUAAGGAACGUGAAUAUCAAUUAUUCAGACCCACAGGCCCCAGAUCAUUCGGCGCAAUAAUCUGAUCGAAAGUCGACCUCAAAGCUUCAUCCGUUAUACAACUACCAUUCGGAAUGGCUACCACAGCAGGAUCUCGCAAUAAUACCAAUGGUGUUCUUUCUGUAACAACUACUCAGACAUCGGGAAAUACAUCCAAACAAUCUGCUAGCAAGCCAGCAAGUUCCAAAACGAAACUCAUUGUUCGCAGACUGGCUCCCGGAUUGACUGAGACUGAAUUCUGCUCAUUGCUUGGUGACGAAUGGAAGGUAGGGCAAGGGAAGGUUGAUUGGUUUCAAUACAAACCAGGAAAGGAUUCUAAAGACCCUUCCAAACCAUCCCGUCCCUCUCGAGCAUAUCUUCACUUGACGAAUAGUGAUCAUCUUUUGCCAUUCUCCGACGUCGUGCGAAAAUCCAGUUUUGAAGAUGCAAAAAAUACAUACACAAAUUCUUGUCUUAUUGGACCACCCACUGUCGAAUUUGCGCCAUACAGCAGAGUCCCCGCAGGUCUCAAACGUCGUACAGAUGCCCGGGCUGGUACAAUCGAUCAAGACCCAGAAUUCAUGGCAUUUCUGGAGGGCCUAGCUAAUCCAGUUACCACAAAAGAAGUUGGCGCAGAGGGCGAAGAUCCCUCAACAGGAAAGGCCGAGAAGGUCACAGUAACUCCCUUGGUUCAAUUUUUGAAAGACAAGAAGGCCAAUAAGUCGAAGGAAUCAGCAGCCAAAGCAGCAAAGAAACAGGAAUCUUCAAAGUCCAAGACAAGUGAAGGAUCAAAUUCUACAGGUGAUGGGAAAAAGUCCAACAAGGAUUCCAAAUCCGACAAAGUUGCAACCACACAAGAAGCUGUCAAGAUUUUGAACAGGGAAGCUGGCAAGAGAACAGCAGCUGCAUCAACCUCAUCGGCAGCCUCCGCAUCUUCUCAAUCUAGUACUGAAAAGAAUGUACCUAAGCUUGAUACUUCUAAAAUUCCUGCAAAUGAAAGACAAGCCGUUGUCGCUGCUCAUGUUCGUAUGCUUCGACGUGAUCUCGGACUCAAUCCUUCGCAGGCGCAUCGUCGUAUCAAACGUGAUACAGCUAGUGCAGUAAAGGCGGAGUCUACUGAAAAGCCCACCGCAACUUCUAACAACAACGCAUCUUCCCCAGCUACUCCUACAACACCUACAGGUCCAAAAGUUCCUCCCGCUCAGCCUAGCGCCCAAUCAGGUAGCCGAAGAUCUAGGAGAGGUAAUCAAAAUCACAAUACCGAAUCGUCUACCAAUAAGCCAUCAACUACCACUACUUCUGCCCCAACCACACCUAUGGUUUUGCUAAGAAAGCCCGAUAAUCAAAGACCCCAGCAACGACCAAGUACCGCCACUUCUCAGCCCUCAUCUACUCCCCAAGUUCAAUCAAAACCAACUCCAAAAGUUACUCCAGCCACUUCAGCUACGGUAGCAUCUCAACAGGCUACUUCAAACCGAGGGUCAAAAGCUCAGGUGGAUGUUUCAUCCAAAAUUUCCCGACAAGCUUUCAUCAAACAUGCCAAUCCGUCUCAAGGCGUGACCGAACCAUUGCUAAAAGAAGCAUUAGAGAAGUUUGGCAAGGUCUCUAUGGUUGAAAUAGACAAAAAGAAAGGCUUUGCAUAUGCCGAUUUUGAAGAUGCAGAAGGCUUAAAGAAGGCAAUGGCUGCGAACCCAGUUUCCGUGGCCCAAGGCACCGUUCACGUUAUGCCACGAAAGGGGAAUACUGCAAAUCCUGUACCACGUGCUGUUCCGGCCCCAAGAGCACCUGCACCACCAUCUGCUAAUCCCGCUCCGCGUGGUGGUAGAGGUGGAACUAUGGGUAGGAGGGGUGGUAGAAAUGGAGGUGGAAGAGCUCGCGUGGAUGUUCCAGUCGCAGACUCCCCAAAAUCUUCUUCAGCCGCGGAUUCUUCGAAAUCAACUCCAGUCACGCCAGCAGGAUCAGCUUCCAAGUGAGAUUUUCUUGAUUUAGAAUGAUGGUUCAGCAGAUUCUCGAAAAGUGAUUAACGAUGGUUCGCCAAUCCAUCGAGAAUACGAGCCAUUAUCGGAAAUACCAAAAUUCAAUGCGUCAUAGAAAGUAUCCAUUUAAAAUGCCUCAAGAGCUACGAAAGCCCAAGGAUGAAAUCCAAAUGGAACUUGGGUUUAUUACCAGCUUGCCCAAUUUUGGUCUGAAGCUCAAAGGGAUGGGAUGAUUAUGUGCAGAGGAAGCAUAAAUUACGAGCAUGCGCGCAAGGUCAUACGUGAUAGCGAGAGGGAAGAACCAGGGAGUAUUGGUUCUGCAGUGGCCAGAGAUUUUGACCUGAAUACAAUUACACAACUCCCCAAACGGGGUUUCGUGUCUGAUCUAGUAUUACGUAGUAAAAUCUUGAGAUUAUUCAUUGAUCCUUUUCCCAUGGAUGCAUCCAUUGAACUGCCUAAUUCUUAUGCUCAAAGAAGCGAACCGUGUCGUCUGCAGUGGCUAUCAUCCAAUGUAUAACAUGCUCUUAUCUGCUCGGGGUCAUUGCCUGAACUUCUCACACUUCUUCC
This is a messenger RNA of Botrytis sinoallii, 2675 nucleotides long. RefSeq lists its product as uncharacterized. The coding region runs from base 228 to 2105 and encodes 625 amino acids. Gene Ontology annotation, biological process: nuclear-transcribed mRNA catabolic process, nonsense-mediated decay; positive regulation of translation. NCBI's taxonomy places the organism in Eukaryota, Fungi, Ascomycota, Leotiomycetes, Helotiales, Sclerotiniaceae. Gene Ontology annotation, molecular function: mRNA binding. The transcript has 2 exons. Gene Ontology annotation, cellular component: cytoplasm; nucleolus. The record is from RefSeq and is a predicted model, not a curated record.